AUGCGCCGUUCACUCGACCACGCAUCCUCCUGCGUCACCGAGGCUCAGGGGCCCUGGACUCUCGACCAUGUCUGGGCCGCAAACUCGUUCGUGCCAGAGGCUAUAGAGGCUUGUGUUCACAGUCUUAUUAAGCGAGUUGUCUGCCAAAAGCCGGCCUCCAUCGCCAUCCGAUCGCGGGACGGCGACCUGACGUAUUCGCAACUGGACCGCCAAUCCAGCAACCUGGCGUAUCAGUUGCUUUAUCGAGGCGUCCGGAAAGGCACCACGGCCGUGUUGUGCUUCGACGACUCCUCGCUGCUGGCACCAAUCGCCGCUCUUGCGGUGUCCAAGACAGGCGCUGCGCUGAUGGCAUUGGAUAUCACCAUGCCUCACGACCAGCUACAGCCCAUCAUGGCCCAAGUACAAUCGCCUCUUUUCAUAUCAUCCGCGGACAGCGCCCAUAUUGUGCGCCGAUUUGGCGCAGACAAUCUCCUACUCAUCGAUCAUGGCCUGCUCUCCGAAUCAACGCUAUUCACCUUGAAGCCUCUCCACGAGCUCCCGGUCGUUAGUCCCUUGGACAUCCUCUACCUUGCCUUUACCUCGGGCUUUUCCCCGAACCCCGAAUCAGGCAAGAAAAUCAAAGGAGCUGCCGUGACGCAUCAAAACGUUAGCAGUGCGGCCGUUUAUCAACAGCACCUCGGUUCGAUAUUCACAAACACAUUUUGCAGCUACGACUCGGCCCCCCCGGGAUCGUAUUUGGCAUGGUCUAUCUUUUUCUACAAUUUGAUCGCUGGCAGUUGUCUUUGCCUGCCUGGUGCUGUCGAACAGUCGGGCCAGGUUGAGCCACCCAUCAAGGAGCCCACCCCUUGCACAAUUGUUGCCAUGGCUCAGAUGCUGGAUCCGUCCAAGACCCAUGACUUGUUACAGCACUUCGGUACCAAGAUUCAAAGCAAACCCGUAGAUGAUGAGGUAGUCCCCGAUGCCGAAAGCAUACCGCAAAAUGAGGCUCUCGAGGCCAGAAACGAAGCCUCAGAAUUAAUCCUUCAUCCAGGGCCUGGGAUUCUCACCUGGGUAGUUGACGUGGUCGAUCCGAACAUACUGUCUCCCAUUGGGGCCGUCGGUGAGCUGUGCCUCGAAGGGCCGCUCCUUGGCCAGGAUCAUCUCAGCACCUCUGACCGCAUUUCAUCCUCACGAUUCUGGAGAGAUCCUUGCUGGCUCCUCCGUGGUUCUGAUGCCAUUCCAGGUCGUUACAGUUGGGUCUAUCGCACCGGUGUCCUUGCGCGAUACCUCCCAGAUGGACGGCUUGCCCAUGUGGGAUAUCGGCCACUUGACAAUGACAAGGACAGCGAUGCAUCAAGCUCUCAGAACGACUCAGGGCUGGAUCUGAAGCUCAACGACGACGAAAUCGGCAUCAACAUGCAGCUCAGCUUGGGAAGUCAAUCACCAAAGCCCACACCGAGUGAUCUGUCCGACGGGUAUGUCUUGAUGUCUGAGGUGGAUAUGAACCUUUCCGACCCCAACCUUGGCCCCGAAGCGCCUUUGCCGUUCUCACUGCUCGAUCCUUCUAUGAAUAAGGAGGAAUUAGUGUCCAAUACUGCUCAUAUCUGCCACGUGAGUGCCUCCCAGAUUGUCGACAUGAUGCCGUGCACUCCACUUCAAGAGGGAUUAAUUGCGCUCACUACAAUUCGGCCGGGUGACUACGUGGCAAAAAACGAGUUCGAAAUUGGUGAAAAGGUAGAUGUGGAUAAGCUUCGCCUAGCUUGGAAUCAAACUGUGGCUACGAACCCGAUACUGCGCACUAGGGUUGUCAGUCUGCCUAUUUCAGGGGUUCACGUUCUCCUGCAAGUUGUGCUUGAUGACGACAUAUCGUGGAACUGUGGUGAAGAUCAGCGUCAUGACGAAGAGCAGGAGGCUGAAAGUGAGCGGCCGAUGGGUCUGGGUACGCGUCUCACUCGACUAUGCCUUGCCGAAACGGCAGCUGGGGUUCGUCGUCUUACCUGGGAGAUUCAUCACGCCCUGUACGACGGCUGGAGCUUGCCCCUUCUGUUAAAAGAGGUCGAGAACGCGUACUUCAACCGGCCGAGUUUAUGCCUCCAGCCGAUGGCAACUUUUAUUAAGCACAUUCUGAGCCGGAACGAGGCUGCCGAAUCAGCCUUCUGGCAGGCGUACUUUCAAAACACCAAUGGCAGCCAAUUCCCGCCCGAAAAGCCAGGUUACCACGCUCAACCAGACAGCCAGAUAACAUCGGAGGUCUCGGGUUUAGCUUGGGGUCAUGGGGACUAUACACCAGCCACGAUUGUCAGAGCUGCCUGGGCAGUUGCCAUUGCCAACGCGCUUGGCUCAGACGAGGCCCUCUUUGGCGCAACAGUUACCGGCCGCCAAGCACCCUUGGCAGGCAUCGAGAUCGUGGCCGGUCCCACGAUUGCGACUGUUCCUGUUAGAGUAUCAGUAAACUGGGAUGCUAGAUUCGACAAUCUGCUCAAUGCAGUGCAACGCGAAGCUGCGGAUAUGAUCCCGUACGAGCAAACCGGCCUAUCUAAGAUUUCUCGCAUUAGCGACGAUUCCGCCAUUGGAUGCAAGUUUCAGUCACUAUUGGUAGUACAGCCUGCUGAUGGCGAUGGUGUGCUUGAUGAGCGCGAGCCAUUCCUGACCGAAGUUGUGGACGGAGAGAGCCUUUUCACCUCGGACACGUACGCAAUCGUGGUGGAGUGUCAGCUAGGCUCAGACAGUGUCGAUCUGCGGAUUGCCUUUGACUCGAGUAUAGUUUCCCGCAAUCGGAUGGAUUUCGUCACACAGAAUUUUGAGUUUGCCCUCCGUCAGUUGUCCGAUACUUGUCAGGGGAAGCUGCGUCUCCGCUGUAUCCAGGACGAGCUCUGGGACUUGCACCAAGCCUGGGCCUGGAAUGAUGUAGUACCAGAGGCGUUCCCGCGCUGCAUUCAUGAUAUCUUCUCGCAGAGAGCGUCUGAGAAACCCCUGUCACCUGCCGUCAACGCCUGGGACGGAGACUUCACCUACAAAGACCUGGAUGAGCUUUCCAGCGGCCUGGCACUUCAUCUCGUCGACACAAAUGUCGCGGGAAAGAUCGUGCCUCUUCUCUUUGAAAAGUCCAAGUGGAUGUCUGUUGCCGUCUUGGCUGUAAUGAAGGCCGGCGGCGGUUGUCUCGCGCUGGACUCGAAGCAGCCUUUGGAACGGCUACGGUCCAUCGUCAGGCAGGUAGAUGCGCCGCUGAUCCUAUCGUCGAUUGCCAACCAAUCCAUCUCCUCUCAACUUGAGAUCAGUCUGAGUGUGACAGUUGGAUCGAACUAUUCGUGGGAGUCGACGUCGUCCACCUUUCCAAUGGUUAGCCCAUCCGAUGUUCUGUACGUCAACUUCACCUCCGGGAGCACCGGUGUUCCAAAGGGGGCUGUAGUCACACAUGGCAACUUUUCCUCGGCGAUCGAACAUCAGCAAAGGGCACUGGGCUUUUCUUGCUCCUCCCGCGUCUUCGACUUUUCAUCCUACUCGUUCGAUGCUGCGUGGUGUAACAGUCUGCAGAGCUUCACAAGCGGCGGGUGUCUCUGCGUUCCGUCGCAAGAGGAGCGAGAUAAUGACCUUGACGGCUGCUUCGAAAAAUACAAGGUCAACACCGUCGAUCUGACGCCGUCAGUCGCCCGUAUCAUCAGCCGACCCGCUCUCGCACGACUGUCGACUCUAAUCCUUGGCGGCGAAGCAGUUCUCCCUGGUGACCCGUAUUUGUCGACGGUCGGCAGUGAGACCAAAGUUUUCAACGUAUACGGCCCUGCUGAAUGCACACCCACUGCCACUUUUGCCGAGAUGACACCAGAAAACAUGACCAUCGGGCGCGGUGCUGGCGUGUGUGCCUGGGUCAUCGAUCCCGAGUCACAGACGCCAAGUCGAGUGGGAGCCGUGGGUGAACUCUGGCUGGAAGGCCCGAUAGUGGGCAAGGGCUACCUCAACGAUGCCGUGAGAACAGAAAAAGUCUUCAUAGAAAAUCCUCCUUGGCUUGUUCGCGGUAUCCCCGAUCGACCUGGUAGGACAGGCAGGGCUGGUCGCAGAGGACGACUGUAUCGCACCGGAGAUCUGGUCCGGCAUAACGAUGAUGGCACGCUGAUCUUCGUUGGUCGUGCCGACACGCAGGUCAAGAUCCGAGGACAAAGAGUCGAGCUUGGCGACGUCGAGCGGCAUGUUCUCGAUGCCCUUGUAUUGCCUAGAGAUCUCUCCGCCCGCGUGACAGCCGAGACGAUACGGCCAAAGCAAUCCAACAGCACUCUGCUCGUUGCGUUCAUCACAUUAGAAAAUGCUGCAUUCUCAACAGAGGAGUCGCAUGACAUUGUCGUGAAACAGGCGACAGAUGGCCUGACAAGACGUCUGCAGGAUUCGAUUCCUUCCUAUCUGGUUCCAGUUGCGUUCAUCCCCCUGUCCCAGCUUCCCAUCAUGGCGAGCGGGAAAGUAGACAGGAAGUCGCUUCAGGCUGUGGCGGAGGAAACCUAUCUGCAGUAUCGUACCGUGCCCAAAGAGAAGGGGCGCCGACACCGAACGGUAGAACCCUUGACCGAGAUCGAGGCUAUUCUCCAGAAAAUCUGGAUGUCCGUCCUAAACCUGACAGUCGACGAGACGUCCAUUACCGGAGCAUUUGCGAGACUUGGUGGCGAUUCCAUCACGGCAAUGCAGAUUAUCUCCCAGUGCAAGCUGCAUAACAUCGUUUUCUCCGUGAGCGACCUCCUCGACGCCUCGACGAUCAAAAAUCUCGCCACUCGAUGCAUCAUUGCUUCGCCAGCCGAUCUCGUGGUUGACGAAGAUGAUGACAGGGCUGAACCGUUCGAUCUGUCUCCUAUCCAGCAUAUGUUCUUUAAUGCCUACCCUGAAGGGCUCAACCAUUGGAACCAAAGUUUUCUACUGGAGCUAGCCAGACCAGUAUCGGUGACUCUUUUGGAAGAAGCCGUGAACGCAGUUGUUCGUCGCCAUGCCAUGCUUCGCUGCCGCUUCCAAAAGGAUCCCGAAACGGGGUAUUGGUUUCAGCACAUCCUUGAGGGGGAAGAUGCCCCAUCAUCAUUUGCGUUCACCGAACACCUCGUAGAGAAGCAGGAUCAAAUCAUCACCAUCAGCCAAGCCCGACAGGAAUCACUAGAUAUUCAGCACGGCCCUGUGUUCGCUUGUGAUCUAUUCCAGACCUUUCGCGGACAAAAACAAAUUCUUCUCCUCUCUGCCCAUCACGCAGUCAUCGAUUUGGUGUCGUGGCGCAUCAUCUGGGGCGAUAUUGAAGACUACGUAUCCCACGGCACGCUUCUGUCUCAUCCAACGGCAUCGUUCAGGCAAUGGUGUCGUCGCCAGGCAAAGAUAGCGGCAACACUGUCCCCGACGUCGGUCCUCCCGGUCACCGUCCCUCAACCACAGCUUGAAUUUUGGGGGUUUUCUGAGUUCGAAAACACAUUCACAGAUUGCCAAGCGUACACAAAGACGCUUGACAACCGCUGCAGCGGUGCUCUGUUUGGAAGUUGCAACGACGCUCUUCACAGCCAACCAAUCGACAUCAUUAUCGGUGCACUCCUUCACUCCUUUGUGAAUACAUUUCCCGAACGCGAGCCUGCUGCUGUCUGGGUCGAGGGUCACGGGAGAGAACAUUCCGAGGGCCUUCCCGACGUCGCGAGCACUGUUGGCUGGUUCACGACGCUGCACCCCCUGGCGCUUCCCGUCACCAUAGCAAGCUCAGUCAUAGAUGCUGUCACCCUUGCCAAGGACACUCGGAAGCGUAUUCCCAACAAGGGCCAGCCAUAUUUCUCGUGCCGUUACCUCAGCGAAUCCGGACGCAAGGCGUUUGAUGGGCAGGAUAUCUCUGAGCUCACCCUCAACUUCACCGGCCAGUUUCAGCAGCUUGAAAGCGACGAUGGCCUGUUUAAGCGUCCAGACGAUCUUGGAGGCGAACAUGAGGGAGACAUGGAUCUGGUCGAAAUGUCGCCCUUGGCUAGGCGAUUUACCUUGAUCGAAAUCAACGCCGAGGUGGAGCAAGGACAGCUCGAGGUCACCUUUCAGGUCCACAAGAAGAUGAAACACCAGAAAAGACUCGCAGACUGGACGGAGAUGUUUGCUCAAACACUAAUUUCGGCAAUCGAUGAACUCUUGUUAACAGCUCCCACCAUGACACUCAGCGACCUCCCCCUCCUGCCUUUGUCGUACAAAGGACUCGACACCCUACUGAAUCAGCAGCUCCCUCGUGCCGGAAUUCAGCUAGCCGACGUCGUUGACAUGUACCCUUGCUCGCCGCUGCAAGAAGGCAUACUGAUCAGCGCUCAAAAGGAGGCGGCUUCGUACGCUACAUUUUCGGUUUGGCGCUGUGUUCCGCCUUCCGGCUCGGCGGCAGUAUCGGCUUCGCAGCUUGGCAGAGCUUGGAAAGCCGUGACGAAGCGACAUACGAUUCUGCAAUCUGUAUUUUGCAUACACCCAGAGGGUAAAGGCUUCAUUCAGGUGGUUCUAGCCGGCCUUGAGCCCCGAAUUACGUUUCACGUCGCCGCAGAGGGCGAAAGUCCAAGAGAGGUAUUGUCUCGUCUGGAACGUCCGAGUUUCGGCGCAAACGAGGCAGAACACGCUUUCAGCAUCUGCCAAUCGGCCACUGGCGAGGUGGCUUGCCGGCUGGAUGUGAGCCAUAGCCUCAUCGAUGCUUCGAGCAUGACCUGUUUGGUAGGCGACAUCAUCAACACCUAUCAGGGCGUCAGCUUGGCUCCGGCCACACCAUUCAUGGAAAUGGUUCGGUACAUUUCAAAGAUACCAAAAGCACAAAGAAUUGCUUCGUGGGAAAAAUUGCUGCGAAACGUUCAGCCUUGCGUGUUCCCCAUCUCUCGCACCAGCCAACAGAGGCAAGAGAGCUUCAACGACAUCUCCAUCUCUCACUCCGCCAUCGCCGGCGUCGCAGACUUCUGCAAGGAUAUGGGUAUCACUCGAUCUGUUUUUAUGCAAGUCGCUUGGUCCAUGGUCCUUUCUCAAUAUACCUGCAAGAAGGAGGUCUGUUUUGGCUACCUCGCGAACGGCAGAGACGCGCCAGUCGAUGGCAUCGAGGCCAUGGUUGGCCCCCUCGUGAACCUUUUGAUCAGCCGGGUCGACCUUGGGAAAUCGGCCAAGGACGUGCUUCAGACAACAUCGCAAAACUCCAUCAAGCAUCUCCGCAUCCAGCACACGUCACUCGCGGAGAUCCAGCAUCACCUCGGUUUCUCGGAGAGACUUUUCAACACGGCGAUAUCGAUCCGUGGAUCUGACAAGACGGGAAACCUCCAACAGCAGACACUUUCAUUUGAACCGUACGGCGGCGAAGACCCACACGAGUUUGACAUUGGAUUAAAUGCCAUUAUUGAUGGGAACAUCAUGGACGUUGUCGUGGAUUACCGCGAGCCAUACAUUACACGACAUGUCGCUCAAGAAGCCGCGAGCGUUCUCACCAAGGCGAUUCGGUACCUGUUGACCACCACCGUUGGCCACGACGUUGAUGCCGACGAUGCACAGCAGUCGCUCUUUGACGGAUUCUUCAAGGCCCUUGUCGGCGAGGAUGAGCUUGCCACCAGGGAGUUUUGGCAGUCUCAGUUCACCAACAUGGAGGGCUCGCACUUCCCAGUUGUAAGGGCAGGCGACCUAAUUGAAGCCGACAAAGAAGUGAAUCUGCAUCUGAAAGACGUGAAUCUAAGGGGCCAUGGGGACUUGACACCAACCACGAUAGUAAGAGCCGCAUGGGCCCUGCUCGCGAGUUGCAUGACGGGCACCAAUGAAGGAUUAUUUGGCGUCAGUGCGGAAGCAGUUGGGACGGUGGUCCCAGUUCGCGUCUUGCUGGACCCGCAGAGUACCGUUGGCGGUUAUCUUCAUGCGAUGCAACGGCAAACCGAGGACAUGGCUCGAUUUGAGCGAACCGGGCUUUGCUGGAUCAGUUCCAUGAGCGAGGAAGCCGCUCAGGCGUGUGAGUUCCAGACAGUCAUUCAAGUGAUGGAUGAGGGUGCGGAGGGCAAUCAAAUCCAAAGCACGCAUCCCUGUGCUAUUUUUCUUUCGUGCAAGGUCGGCAUGAGCGACGCCAACAUUUGCCUCCGUUUUGACUCGGACGUGCUUGGGGAACAGCAGGCCAUGAGACUUGGAUUCCAGCUGGAGCACCUGUUGCAUCAACUCCUCGACGUACAUUUGAGAUGCCACGCACUUGAAAGCCUCAGCCUGGUAGCAAGACGAGAUUUGGAGCAGAUUUGGGAUUGGAACGGCACGGUCCCGGAACCGUUGGAUGCAUGCGUCCACGAGCUCGUCGCUCAAGUAGCGAACCAACAGCCGGACGCGCCAGCCGUGUGCGCCUGGGACGGUGACUUGUCGUACCGACAAGUGGACGAGCUCUCGACAAAGUUGGCGAUGGACUUAGUUCGUCUAGGCGUCGGUUCCGGGACGAUCGUUCCGCUACUUUUUGAGAAAUCCAUGUGGAUGCCCGUGGCAGCGCUCGCUGUCAUGAAAGCCGGGGCCGGGGCCGUUGCCACCGACACAGCAUCGCAGCCGGAAGAAAGACUUUGGGCGAUUACGCAACAAACCAAGGCCAGAGUUUGCUUGUCUUCGGUCACCAACGAGAGCCUGGCAAGCCGGUUGGGCGCGGACGUGGUGGUGGUCGGUCCAGACCGGCUCAGAACCUCCCCUGCUGGCCAGCAGCUGCCCAAGGUGAGCCCGGACGACUUGCUCUACGUCAUCUUCACCUCGGGCACGACCGGCACACCAAAGGGCGCCAUGGUGAGCCACAGGAAUUUCUCCAGCGCCAUGAGGCACCAGAGGGAGGCUCUCGGGUAUGAGAAAGGGACUCGAGUGCUGGACUUUUCUUCGUACGCGUUCGACGUGUUUUGGUCGAACAUGCUCAACGCACUGACGGCUGGCGGCUGCUUUUGCAUACCUUCGACGGAACAACGGCAGGACGACUUGUCCGGGACCCUACGCAAGUACGCGAUCACGCUUGCCGACUUUACGCCCACGAUUGCCCGUCACAUCAGAGGCCUCGAGAGCGUUUCGACGCUCGUCUUGGGUGGCGAGGUGGUCCUGGCCAGCGAUCGUGACCUGGCCAACGAGGACGCACGGGUCAGGAGCGCCUACGGCCCCGCCGAGUGCACGCCGACGGCGACGAUCCAAAACUUGACCGUGGGCGGCCGAGGUGGUCUCGGGCGCGGGGCGGGCGUCUGCACAUGGGUCGUCGACCCGGACAAGGCAAGCAGGCUCAUGCCCGUGGGUGCGCCCGGGGAGCUGUGGCUGGAGGGUGCGCUCGUGGGCUCCGGGUACCUCAACGAUGAGGAACGGACGGCGACGGCAUUUGUCCAGGACCCCGAGUGGCUGGUUCUGGGCGUUCCGGGCCGGCGACCGGGACGGCACGGGCGACUGUACCGAACGGGAGACGUGGUGCAAUACGCCGACGACGGAUCGCUGCACUUCAUCGGCCGCAAGGACACGCAGGUCAAACUCCACGGGCAGCGCAUCGAGCUGGAGGAGGUUGAGCGGGCGGUCAAGAAGGCUCUGCAGAGGCAAGGGGAGGCGAUGACAAAUGCGCAGGUCGUUGCGGAAGUGGUCGAGCCGCAGGGGACGGGGGCCGAGCUGCUGGCCGCCUUCGUACGUCUUGGCGGCCCGCACGACGCGCACGACGAUGACGCCGUCAAGCAGGCAACGGUCGGCAUCAGGGACGAGCUGCGUGCCGUGCUUCCGCCGUACAUGGUACCUUCACUCUACGUCCCGCUCGAGACGAUUCCCAGGAUGCCGACGGGGAAGGUCGACCGUCGACAGCUCAGGGCCGCAGGUUCUCGGCUCACCGGCAAGGACUUGGCGGCGCUCAGCCGUGUGACCGGCGAAUGGCGGGCGCCGCGAACAGGUGCCGAGCGGCGGGUCCAGGAACUCUGGGCGGAAAUCACAAAGGUUGGGCGGGAGAGCAUCGGCAUCGACGACAGCUUCUUCCGCAUCGGCGGCGAUUCUCUUGGCGCCAUGCGACUCGUCGGGCUCGCCCACGACAGGGGCGUGCCGACGCUGACGGUGAGGGACGUGUUCCAGAAGCCGAUCCUUCGCGACCUCGCCGCCCUCGACAUCUGGGGCGACGGCGUGAGCUUGGGGGCGAGCGGAUGA
Molecule: messenger RNA, 10077 nt
Organism: Drechmeria coniospora
Lineage: Eukaryota; Fungi; Ascomycota; Sordariomycetes; Hypocreales; Ophiocordycipitaceae
Product: non-ribosomal peptide synthetase
Exons: 2
Coding region: 1-10077 (3358 amino acids)
Biological process (GO): amino acid activation for nonribosomal peptide biosynthetic process; secondary metabolite biosynthetic process
Cellular component (GO): cytoplasm
Molecular function (GO): catalytic activity; phosphopantetheine binding
Source: RefSeq, a predicted model, not a curated record